CUUGGUCGUGCAAGAUGGGACAGCGAUCUUAGAUAAUUUGAUAAACAGCUUGAGAGAGACGGUGAAGUACUUCAAGAGGUCACCUUCUCGUCUCCAUGCUUUUGUUGCCACUUGCAAAAGCUUGGGUGUCAAAGUUGGUAAUCAUUUACACCUGGAUUGUAAAACAAGGGGAGUUCAACCUUUAAGAUGAUUAGCACUGCCCGUGGAUAUAAGGAAGCCUUGACCUCUCAUGCUGGUUCGAAUGCCAACUAUGCUUGGGCGCCGACAAACGCAGAGUGGGACAUGUAUGACCUUAUCUUUCCAUUACUUGAGAGUUUUGCUGAGGUGACAAAAGCAUUUUCAGGAAGUUUAUAUCCCACUUCGAACAUCUUCUACCCAUACAUUGUUGGCGUCAAGCUUGCAAUCAAACAUGCAAUGACUAGUGAUAGUGACCACUACAAGGAAAUGGGUGAAGCAAUGUUGGAGAAGUUUGACAAAUAUUGGGAAGAAAAGAACAAUGCCAUGGUGAUCGCAACCAUCUUUGAUCCACGGUACAAGAUUGGUUACAUAGGGAGGGCCUUUGGAGAACUAUAUGGAGAAGGAAGUACGAGGUUUAGAUCUGAGAUCAAAAUCGUGGAGAAAGAGUUGGCGGCCUUGUAUGACAAAUGUGUUGCUCAAGAUAAGCGAGCUGGAAAUGGAGAAAGCUCAUCUUCCUCUACAAACAUUCCUAGUAUCCUGGUUCAAGCUGGGUACGAGUCCUUCUUAUCGUCCUGUUCAACAAGAAUAUCAAAGAGUGAGUUGAGGAACUACUUAGAGGAUGAGGUUGCCCCUCGCAACAAGGCUCUUGAUCUUCUUGGUUGGUGGAAAGACAAUGCUCCUAGGUACCCAAUUAUGGCCAAGAUAGCCAGGAGGUUCCUUACUAUCCCGGCUACCUCCGUCUCUUCGGAAUCUAACUUCAGCACGACCGGAAGGAUUUUAGAUGACUAUAGGAGUUCGUUAAAACCGGUUAUGGUGGAGGCAUUAGUUUGUGGUGCAAGUUAUAUCAAGGGUGCUCAUGUUGACUUGAAUCUGGUGCCGAGGGAUGAGAAUGAAGAGGAUGAUGUUGAGAACAUCAAGUUACCCAUUGUGGUGGAGGAGAUCAAUGAUUGACGUUCAUCAUGUGGAUGUUGAUCUUGCUAUUUUGGAGAUGAAUGUCAAAGUGAUCUUUCUCAUGUGAAGGCUACUUUUGCAUUUCUAUUAUGUUGGAACCUUUCAAGUCAAGAACUAUGAAUUGUCACUGCUAGCUUGGAGAUGAACCUCUCAUUUGUGUUAUGUUCAACUUGUCAAUUGACAUGGACUUGGAAUUGUCAUUGCAAGUUUGUAAUCGUGUCAUUUGAUGAUGAUAAGACCUUAUGUUUGUGGAUGUGAUAUUUGUGCUUAACCU
This is a messenger RNA of Triticum aestivum (bread wheat), 1402 nucleotides long. RefSeq names its product zinc finger BED domain-containing protein RICESLEEPER 1-like. Lineage: Eukaryota; Viridiplantae; Streptophyta; Magnoliopsida; Poales; Poaceae. Gene Ontology annotation, molecular function: protein dimerization activity; DNA binding. Bases 187 to 1128 code for a protein of 313 amino acids. The record is from RefSeq and is a predicted model, not a curated record. The transcript has 5 exons.